Molecule: messenger RNA, 385 nt
Organism: Drosophila takahashii
Lineage: Eukaryota; Metazoa; Arthropoda; Insecta; Diptera; Drosophilidae
Product: drosomycin
Biological process (GO): defense response
Source: RefSeq, a predicted model, not a curated record
UCACCACGAUUGUCAGGUAGAUCUGGACCCUAUAAAAAGGCCUUCUUGGGCAGUUGCAAGUAGUUCGAAAGUAAUUACUACUUCAGAAUCAAGAAGAGCUUUAAAAGAUGAUGCAGAUCAAAUUCCUGUUUGCCUUCCUGGCUGUUUUGACCAUCGUUGUCCUGACCGCCAAUAUGACUGAUGCAUCUGAUUGCAUGUCUGGAAAAUUCACUGGACCCUGCUUCGCUUGGGAUGGAGAACUUUGCCGACGCCUCUGCAAGGAAGAAGGACGAGUCAGUGGACAUUGCAGUGCUGGAUUGGCUUGUUGGUGUGAAGAAUGUUAAAUGAACUUGUGUAAUAUUGUGUGCAAAAAAAAUAAUAAAUAUAUAUAAAUAUCAGAGCUAAA